ACACGCAAAAACUGAACAAACAGACUUCUCUUCCUCUCUGCAAGCCAAGAACAAGGGAGCAGAAGAAGAACAUCAUCCAGAAUUCUCGAGGUCAAGUGAAGAGCUAAGCAAUGUCCUGCUUGUUUUCUUGUUGUGCAUCUCUCACCUGCGGUCUUUGCUCCUCCGUCGCUGCCGGUAUCUCCAGAAGCUCCGCUCGACUUGCUUACUGUGGCCUUUUCGGCGUCUCCUUAGUUGUUUCAUGGAUUCUCAGAGAGUUUGGAGCUCCUCUCAUGGAGAAGAUGCCUUGGAUAGAAACUGAGGGACAACCAAAGGAAUGGUUUCAAAUGCAGGCAGUACUUCGUGUGAGCCUAGGAAAUUUCCUGUUUUUUGCUAUACUUGCCCUUAUAAUGAUUGGUGUAAAAGACCAAAAUGAUAGACGUGAUGCAUGGCAUCAUGGAGGAUGGAUGGCUAAGAUGGUGAUCUGGAUUUUGUUUGUCGUCCUCAUGUUUUUUCUUCCAAAUGUUAUCUUCUCAAUAUAUGGAGUUCUAUCCAUAUUUGGGGCUGGGUUGUUUUUAUUGGUUCAAGUGGUUCUCUUACUUGACUUUACACACUCUUGGAAUGAUUCCUGGGUUGAGAAGGAUGAACAGAAAUGGUAUAUUGCUCUCCUUGUGGUAUCAAUUGGUUGCUACCUUGGAACAUACACUUUUUCGGGACUUCUGUUUAUCUGGUUCAAUCCCUCAGGCCAUGACUGUGGCCUCAAUGUCUUCUUCCUAGUCAUGACUAUGAUUCUUGCAUUUGUAUUUGCAGUAAUUGCUUUGCACCCAGCGGUAAAUGGAAGUUUAUUGCCUGCUUCUGUGAUAUCAGUUUAUUGCGCAUAUGUGUGCUAUACUGGUCUCUCUAGUGAACCACGUGACUACGUGUGCAAUGGUCUUCAUACAAAAUCUAAAGCGGUCUCCGUUGGUACACUUGUCCUUGGAAUGCUCACUACAGUCCUCUCUGUUAUUUAUUCUGCUCUUCGUGCUGGAUCUUCAACAACAUUUCUUUCUCCACCAUCUUCACCAAGAGCAGGUGGGAGUAAACCUCUUCUUGAAUCAGAAGACUUGGAGGAUGGAAAGAACAAAAAAACUGAAGGAGAGGGGCAACCUGUCAGUUACUCCUAUACAUUCUUCCACCUAAUAUUUGCUCUUGCAAGCAUGUAUUCAGCCAUGCUUCUUUCAGGCUGGACUAGCCUCAACGAGAGCUCAGACCUCAUAGACGUCGGCUGGACAUCCGUUUGGGUACGUAUCUGUACAGAAUGGGUAACUGCUGGUCUAUAUAUUUGGUCGCUCGUCGCCCCUCUCCUUUUCCCCGAUCGCGAGUUCUUUUAGGUUUGUCAUUACCUUCUGAUUGUAUGUUUGGCAUGUUAAUAUAUAUUUUCUAUAACUAUAAUUGCUAGGAACCGGAAAAAACAUCACCCUAUAUAUAUAAUGGAACAGAAGUAAAGAAAAAGAGUGUUGUAUUGUAUAGUUGAAUCUUAAAAUUUGUGUAGAAGAAAUAUCCUGGAGUUGGAAGGAAAAUGACCUGCGUCA
Messenger RNA from Cucumis melo (muskmelon), 1547 nucleotides. RefSeq lists its product as uncharacterized. The record is from RefSeq and is a predicted model, not a curated record. The transcript is spliced from 6 exons. Lineage: Eukaryota; Viridiplantae; Streptophyta; Magnoliopsida; Cucurbitales; Cucurbitaceae. Gene Ontology annotation, cellular component: membrane. Bases 111 to 1346 code for a protein of 411 amino acids.